CGAGGCUCCUGUUUACAUACUAUCACUACGUUUAGGUUGUAGUUAAAGUUGCGAUUGCACAUUUGGCUGGGAAAGGAACUAAAUCAAUUUUCGAACGCCACAAUUAUACAGAGAUAGUUUGAUACGCAUCACAACAAAUAAAUAAUGGCUUGUUUACGUGCAGACAGUACAGACCCAAAGCUGCACAUAGAAAUUGUUGGUUUGAUUAAAGAACCCCACUUUUAUGUUGCCAAGAGUAUCACACAGGGACUUAUUCAGAAGUUUCCUCGCAAGUUUGUGGCACCAACAAUUACACCGUUACUUGAAUUUGACUGGCAUGCUUACCUCUGCAACCAGAAGAGGGAGUUACGUGGCGUAGUAUGGGAGUUCUCCAGCAGCGUCAUGUGUUUUCUGGAUGGUCAUUUCAUCGGAGAUGAGGGGGCUCUUGCCACUUGGGCCGAGAACCAGUGGGGCUUCACGUGCGAACCUCCGCAGCCUUCCUGUGUGAAAGAACACUACCUGAAACACCUCCAGUCAUCUGGGGCAAGUCUCCACUAAGUUUAUUGUAUCCAUCAUAGAUUUCAUGGUAUGUAAUCAGGAGGUAAAUAUAGUGCAGGAGAAAGUAUAUUUCCUGUGUUUUUUCCCUUGCAUUUUUAGCAUAAGUUUGUCUUCAUGGAUGUCGAGAUUGGAGGAGAGCCUGUAGGGACGUUGUUGUUUGAGCUAUUCUCAGAUGUAUGCCCAAAAACAUCAAUGAAUUUUGAGGCUCUCUGCACAGGAGAGCGAGGCCUUUCAACCGACGGCUACCCGCUCUGCUACAAGGGCUCGCUGUUCCAUCGCGUGGUACCCAAAGGCUGGGUGCAAGGUGGAGAUAUUUCCCCAGGUAGUAGAGGAAAUGGAGGGGAGUCCAUCUACGGGCCAACCUUUGAAGAUGAGAGCUUUGCUCAUUCUCACUCAAAGCGGGCAAUUCUCGGAAUGGCCAAUAAGGGCCCCCACAGCAAUGGCUCCCAGUUCUACAUCACUCUGCAGUCAACGUUAUGGAUGGACAGAGCAUACGUUCCUUUUGGUCAAGUGGUUGAGGGUGUAGAUGUCCUCAAGAGAAUAGAGGAGAUCCCGACUGUCAAUCAGAGACCCAAGCAGGAAUGUAGAGUGGUAAACUGUGGUGUGUUUGAGGUAUAGCUGCUGUUAUAUAACAACAAUAAAGAAC
This is a messenger RNA of Nerophis ophidion (straightnose pipefish), 1183 nucleotides long. It is a transcript of the gene ppil6, whose product is annotated as peptidylprolyl isomerase (cyclophilin)-like 6. Bases 652 to 1155 code for a protein of 167 amino acids. Gene Ontology annotation, biological process: protein peptidyl-prolyl isomerization. The record is from RefSeq and is a predicted model, not a curated record. Gene Ontology annotation, molecular function: peptidyl-prolyl cis-trans isomerase activity. NCBI's taxonomy places the organism in Eukaryota, Metazoa, Chordata, Actinopteri, Syngnathiformes, Syngnathidae. The transcript has 8 exons.